Messenger RNA from Physeter macrocephalus (sperm whale), 2198 nucleotides. Its product is annotated as lysine-specific demethylase 4D-like. NCBI's taxonomy places the organism in Eukaryota, Metazoa, Chordata, Mammalia, Artiodactyla, Physeteridae. Gene Ontology annotation, cellular component: nucleus; chromatin. Gene Ontology annotation, biological process: chromatin remodeling; regulation of gene expression. The record is from RefSeq and is a predicted model, not a curated record. Gene Ontology annotation, molecular function: histone H3K9 demethylase activity.
CUCCCCAGCAUUUUCAGGUAUCCAAAGCAUACCUAAGAAGCUGGGAGUCCGUUGCUUAUUCUAUUGCAACCAUGCAGUCUAAGCACUUUGGUAGCCAGAAACCACGUUGUAAGAUUAUUAUCUAACACCCAACCACGGAAGAAUUUGAAGAUUUCACAAAUUAUGUUUACAUGGAGUCGAAAGGUGCACACUGAACUGGCUUAGCCAAGGUAAUUCCACCGAAAGGAUGGAAAGCCAGCCAGACGUACGAUGAUAUCGAUGACAUCUUAAAAGCCGCUCCCCUCCAGCAGGUGACCACUGGGAAGGCAGGUGUGUUUACUCAACAGCACAAAAAGAAGAAAGCCAUGACCCUGAGCGAGUAUCGCCGCUUAACAAACAGUGAAAGACACCAGACUCCAUUCUACUCUGAUUUUGAGGAUCUGGAGAGAAAAUAUUGGAAAACACGCCUCUAUGGUUCACCAGUAUAUGGUGCGGACGUCAGUGGCUCCUUAUUCGAUAAAAACACGAAGCAGUGGAAACUUGGACACCUGGGAACCAUUCAGGACCUGCUGGAGCGGGAGUGCGGAGUGGUCAUCGAAGGCGUCAACACCCCCUACCUGUACUUCGGCAUGUGGAAGACCGCCUUCGCCUGGCACACGGAGGACAUGGACCUUUACAGCAUCAACUACCUGCACUUCGGGGAGCCCAAGACGUGGUACGCGGUGCCCCCGGAGCACGGCCGGCGCCUGGAACGCCUGGCCAGGGAGCUUUUCCCGGGCAGCUCGCGGGGCUGUGAGGCCUUCCUGAGGCACAAGGUGGCUCUCAUCUCGCCCACGGUCCUCAAGGACAAUGGCAUCCACCCCCCGCGCUGGAUCGAUUAUGGCAAAAACAUAAAUAAAAACUUGGGAGAUUCUUGCUUAUUAAUGAAAGCUAUGAAGUCUAAGUCCAACUGGGCCCGGAACCCAAGUUGUAGCAUAAUGGUAUUUCAUCCAACCAAAGAAGAGUUUAAUAAUUUCAAUAACUACAUUGCUUAUAUGGAAUCCCAUGGUUCACCAGUAUAUGGUGCGGACGUCAGUGGCUCCUUAUUCGAAAGAAACACGAAGCAGUGGAGCCUUGGACACCUGGGAACCAUUCAGGACCUGCUGGAGCGGGAGUGCGGAGUGGUCAUCGAAGGCGUCAACACCCCCUACCUGUACUUCGGCAUGUGGAAGACCGCCUUCGCCUGGCACACGGAGGACAUGGACCUUUACAGCAUCAACUACCUGCACUUCGGGGAGCCCAAGACGUGGUACGCGGUGCCCCCGGAGCACGGCCGGCGCCUGGAACGCCUGGCCAGGGAGCUUUUCCCGGGCAGCUCGCGGGGCUGUGAGGCCUUCCUGCGGCACAAGGUGGCUCUCAUCUCGCCCACGGUCCUCAAGGACAACGGCAUCCCCUUCGGUCGGGUCACUCAGGAGGCUGGAGAGUUCAUAGUCACGUUUCCCUAUGGCUACCACUCUGGCUUCAACCAUGGCUUCAACUGCGCGGAAGCCAUCAAUUUCGCCUCCCCGCGCUGGAUCGAUUACGGCAAAGUGGCCUCGCAGUGCAGCUGCGGGGAGGCCCGGGUCGCCUUCUCCAUGGACGCCUUCGUGCGCAUCCUGCACCCGGAGCGCUACGAGCUGUGGAAACGCGGGCAGGACCGGACCGUGGUGGACCACACGCAGCCCACGGCGCCGGGCAGCCAGGGCCUGAACGCCUGGAGGGAGAUCCGCUCGGCCGGGGGAGCCGCGCUCGUCCCGAGGCACCACCAGCCCCGCCGUGCUCCGCGCCCCCGUGGGCCUGUAGCCGCGGGCGGUGGGACCCGCCCCCGAGUCCCUGAGCCUGCUGUGUCCCGGAGCCCCUUGCCGGCCCGGGGCUCUUGCUCUGCCGCCCAUUUCGGGGUUGCGGCCACCCGCACCUCCAGGGAGCCCGGGCCGACCCAGCCGCCGACCCCAGGUCCAUCCGCCCCGGAUCGCCACCCAGCUGGAAGCUGUGGCCCUCGUCAUUGGCCUUGGGAACAGGGGACUCUGGAGCCAACUGCUCCCCCCAGGGCUAAGAGGAGGCUUUCCUUAGACAUCGCUCAGGACCCAGAGGCUCAGCCCCUGCCUGUGGAUGCACCCUCGCCGGACAACGCUGACCCGCUCAACCCUGGUCUCCAGCAACCCGCCCAGGAUUCUGGGUGUGGUUGUGGCCCUGUCCCCUAA